AUCAAUGGCAUCAUGCAGAACAUGCACCCCAAAGACGUGGACAAGGUCAUAUCGACGAAAUUCCCAGAGGAGUGCCGCAACCCGAGCGGUUUCGUGGUCGCUGUGAUCCGCAGAACGGAGCGGGACGUGGGUCGCCCGUUGGACUACCGCUGGAGCGGGAAGUCGUUGGACGAGACGCCGGAAGACUUCGGCGAGCGACCGACGGUCAGCGCACAGCUGCGCCAAAUCCAACUCGUCGGAUGCCCUGGCACGAAGAUUCGGAAACACCCGCACGACACACACCGCAUGCAGCGCUAUGAGCACCACACGGCCAUCCAUUUCGGGUACGGCAAGCACAGCAUGCACGUGAACAACUCCGCAGGAUGCACCAUCCUCCUGAACAGCAGGUUCACAGAGAAGCACAUCAAGGACAUCACGGCACCACCGCCAGAGCUACACGGACGCGGAGGAGCCAUCACCAUCGAGCAGGGCGUCACCAAGCUGAAUAUUAUCACGGCCUACUCACCACGGGCGCCAUGGGAUCGACGAGGAUUAUUUCAGCGGCGAGUCGCCAUGACGAAGGUGGCACAGUGGGUGAAAACCGAGGUCCUGGCCACGCCGUCCCGCUUCACCCCCAUCGCGAUGAUGGCCUUGAACGAUCGCCUCGUCCUGGGCCGCGACGGCGACGAGACGGUCGGGCCCUGCCCCACUGGCAAGGCGCCGUCCGCGUGCCACACCGAGCACAAGGCCCACCAGUCCCUGGACCGCGACGCCAUUGCUCUGGGCCCUGAGGAAGGACACGAACGCAUCGAAUUCUUGGAGAGCCUGGAGGCCCAGCUGACCACACACGGCGAUCUGUUGGAUACGUACACGGGGCGCGAGGAGUUGCUGUACCAGCUCGACCAGACCAUCUGCGACCUCAGCAAGCGCCUGCGCCGACACAUGAAGGAGGAUUUCGCAAACGACGCGCCGCCGACCGAGCUCCCCCCCGCCGGCGCCGACGUCACCCACGAGAGCACCGAGCCCUCCCAGCCCACCAUCUCGAGAGGCUACUGCCCACCGCCCUGCCCCAUUACCGAGCGAGCCAACGUGCGCGAGCGCGGCAUGCCCGUCACUCGCGCGGUCGCCUGCAGGCUCCGACGGGCGAAGGUCGCCUUCGCAGUUCGCUCCCGCGACGGCCGCAACGCCUUCGGCUGCGCCCGCCACGACGCCAUCCACGAGCGCGCCAUCCCCACCGUUCGCGACGGCGGCCGCCAACUCGCACUCCAGCGACGCGCGGAGCCCCAGAAGAUCAUCGACGCCGGCGACGGCACCUCGCUCAUGCGGAGCCGCGAAUGA
Messenger RNA from Prorocentrum cordatum, 1317 nucleotides. The record is from the annotation of a GenBank genome assembly. Lineage: Eukaryota; Dinophyceae; Prorocentrales; Prorocentraceae.